AUGAACGAUAUUCAAAACAUUGAAAUGGUUAAUAAAAAAUGUAGGACUGCAAUUAAUUCAUUGAAAGUUAAUCCUUGGUUUACAUCAGAAAGAGAUGUCAAUAAGUUUUGUAAAAUAUUUAAUCCACAAACAUGUAAUUGUAAUUUACUUGAUAUUGACGCAUCAACACUAAUGAAAGCUGAAAAUCUUAGAAACUAUAAUUUAUGUCAUUUGGAUGCUUUAAUAAAAAGACAUACUAAAAACAUUCAGCCUGGUCAAGAACAAGCACAAAUAAACAAAAUAAUAAAGUUUAUAGCUACUGGUAUUCAAAAAAUGGAAUCUUUAACAUGUGUUUCUUUUCUUCCAGAACAACUAAUAGAAGUUGUUAUUCAAAAUAUGAAGAAAGGAAUUAAAAUAAGAUGUGACGAGAUGUUUGCAGAGCGAUUUGAUGAAAUGUUUGAUAAAAUGAAAAUGGAUGAGUCAAUGUAUCCAAGUGAAAUGAUAAUUCAAGGAAAUGUAACUAGAAAUUGGAUUAAAAAUGGGAAGAAGAAAAAUGUCAUUAUUAUUUUUGAGUUUUCACUACUUGAUAACGUACUUAUGGAUAUACCAAAAUGGGUUAAAGUAUAUUCGUCAGAAAUUGUUAUUUCCAAAUCAAAUGACAAAAGAGAUGUUAUACCUUUUAGUUCACCAAUUGAUUCAUUGUUUUCAAAUGUGGUAUUACCAAAAUUAGAAGAAUCAGACAAUACUAUGCCUGGUGUUAAAGUAACUAAAAACGAUAUCAUGGAAGAAGAAAGUAGAGAAAAGGUCUAUAAGAUUCUCAAUGACUUAUACUCUAAUGCUAUUACGUUUUAUUUUACACCAACAGAAUUAGUGGAACAAAACCAAAAACGUCUUAUACCAAUUGAAAUACCACAGUUACCAGAAUUUGUAAAACAUUUUUCCAUAAAAGCAAUAUAUUCAAAGUUCAUAAUUAAUAAUAAACAAUUAGAGUAUUUAGAAGUAGAUGGACAACAGUCUUCUGUUGAACUUCAAUCAACAAGUAAUUUGAAGUCUUUGAAACUUAGUCUAAUUAAUGAAAUAAAAAUAAAAGAACCGAAUGAACAACAAGCAAUGUCAAAUAAUAAAAGAAGAUAUUGGAAAGAAAUAAAAGAAAUUGAAAAUACAUUCCCAAAUCUUGAAGAACUUAAACUAGAACGAUGUUUUAAUUUGGAUAUAAAUAUACCAUCAAAGAAGUUAAAAAGUAUUGAAAUGAUUGACUCUAGAGAAUGUAAAAUUAAUGUUAAAUCAGAUUGUAUUGAAACAUUGAAAUUACUAAGAAACAACCAAACACAAAUCAAAUUAUCAACAAAUAAAUCAACUGAUAUUAAUAUUAAAAUUUGUUCUAUGAUUAAGUUAGAGAUAGAAUCGCAGAAUAAGCAAAACAUUGAAAUAAUAGAAGGAAAUCAAAUUAGUGUAGAGUCAAAAUGUCCAAUUAAUAAAUUAUUAAUAGCACAAUCUAAACAAGUGAAUAUUACAGGAGAUGAAAGAUGUAAUACACUGAAAGUAGUUGAUUCUACAAUCAAGGAAAUUGAUAUUAAACCAAAAAGGGUUGUAUUUAAAUUAGUUGAAGAAUACAUUAAAGUACCACUGAAAGACGCAGAAGAGAUAUAUAUUGUGUCAAUGAAAGAUUAUAUCUUUGAAGAGUUAUUUGAUAAAUGUAAGAAAUUAUGUAUUGAUGAAUGUGAAAAUUGUCAAUUCAUAAUCAACAAGAAUCAAAUUAACGAAAUGAAAAUAACAAACUGUAAAAAUACCGAAAUUAAAGGAGAGUUAGAUAAUAUUGAAGAAAUCAUCACAAUAGAUAAUGAAGAAUGUAAUAUUCCAGAAACAAAGAAUAUUAUAAAAGAAGAUACAGAAAUAAUAGAAAUAAAUAAUACAAAAAAAGAUAUAGAAAUAGAAACAGAUAAGAAACAUAUUAUAAUAAGAAAUAUUCAUGACAGUAAUAUUAAAAUUAAAAGUGAUAUUAAUAGUGAUGUUACAAUAGAAAAUGGUGAAGAAAUUAUGUUUUAUGGAGAGUUUGAACAUUAUGGAAAUGUUCAAUUCAUUAAUUGUCAGAACAGUGCUAACAUAUUGAAUGUUGGAUUUGUUAAAUCAUUAUUAAUUACCAACUGUGAAAGUAUUGAUUUUAGUGUCAAUAGAAUUAAAGGGUUAUUAGAAGUUGUUGACAGUUAUGUAGGUAUUGGGGUAUCAACACUGGACAAUAGUGUAAACAUUGACACAGUACAUAUUAAAAAUUCUGAAUUACUUCAAUGCAUUUAUAUAAUUUGUAAAAAACUAAUAAUAAAUAAUAGUGCUGGAAUUAUAGAACCAGCUAUUUCACAAUGUCAAGAAGAACUUACAUUGAAAAGUAUAAAAAAUAAAAAGUUUAGAUUAACUGAACAAUUGAAGAAAAUUGAAAUGGAAAAAUGUAGUAAACUCAAUAUUGAGAGUGACGUUAAAGGAAAAGAAGUUAAAAUGGUCAAAUGUCAUCAGAUGAAGAUAGUUGAUACUUCAAAUUCAAUCAACCAAAUUGAGUGUAAUAAUGUUGAAGUAAUAACAGAGCAACAAAAUGAAAUGAUGGGAGGAUUUAGAAUGAUGAGAGGAUUUGGAGGAGGUAAUAUGCCAAUGGAAAGACCUCUUUGAGGAGACCUAAACUUUGCAUAAGGUUAGUUGGUUAAUUAAAAAUAAUUAACAAGAAUAACUUGAUAAGUUUUUGAUG
Molecule: messenger RNA, 2713 nt
Organism: Entamoeba histolytica HM-1:IMSS
Lineage: Eukaryota; Evosea; Mastigamoebida; Endamoebidae
Exons: 1
Coding region: 1-2637 (878 amino acids)
Source: RefSeq, a predicted model, not a curated record